This is a messenger RNA of Penaeus chinensis, 769 nucleotides long. RefSeq names its product ubiquitin-conjugating enzyme E2-17 kDa-like. Lineage: Eukaryota; Metazoa; Arthropoda; Malacostraca; Decapoda; Penaeidae. Bases 97 to 546 code for a protein of 149 amino acids. The transcript is spliced from 4 exons. The record is from RefSeq and is a predicted model, not a curated record.
GUUUCAAUGUUCAAAACGUAUGGCAACGAACGAACAGGAUGGCCUUGCAUCUCAUGUUAGUCUGCAAGCUCCUGCGUUAAGGGCAACAGGCUAACGAUGGCGCUUAAAAGGAUUGCUAAAGACCAAGGCGAACUACUAAGUCACCCGCUCGAGAAUCUGUGGGCGUGUCCGAACGAGGACAAAGACGACCCUUACAUUUGGCAGGUGACGAUGCUGGGCCCGCCGGAAACGCCUUAUGAAGAAGGGGUUUUCUCCCUCGAUAUGUAUUUUAGUGAAGAUUAUCCCUGGAUGAAACCAAAGGUGCUGUUCAGAACGGCAGUUUAUCACCCUAACGUAAAUAGCAGGGGUGAAGUGUGUCUUGACCUUUUGACGAAUAACUGGAGGCCUGAUUUUACGAUUUCUUCUGUGCUCCUAGGCCUUUACUCCCUAAUGGCGGACCCGAGCCCUGAGGAUUUCUUGAACCUGGAAAUCGCAAAUGAGUUUAGAGACGAUAGAGAGAAAUUUAACGAAACAGCCAGAGAUUGGACGAAAAAAUGGGCAGUUUAACACUUUUUUUAUUCGAAAAACCAAUAAAAUAUAUUACUAACGUUAAUUCAGAAAUGAUUUUGCGUUCGCUAUGUAGGAAAGCCAUUUUUUCUGUUUUAGGUGUAUACAAUUAUUAUUUAUGCAUUUUAUAUUUUUACUGUAUAGGUAGCCAAUUCUUCCUCUCUUUUGGAACUAUAGAAUAUAGUGUGGUCUGAUAUUCUUAAUAAAUAUGUUGCGUCUUCAA